Molecule: messenger RNA, 2385 nt
Organism: Dissoconium aciculare CBS 342.82
Lineage: Eukaryota; Fungi; Ascomycota; Dothideomycetes; Mycosphaerellales; Dissoconiaceae
Exons: 1
Coding region: 1-2385 (794 amino acids)
Biological process (GO): mismatch repair; reciprocal meiotic recombination
Cellular component (GO): nucleus
Molecular function (GO): ATP-dependent DNA damage sensor activity; mismatched DNA binding; ATP binding
Source: RefSeq, a predicted model, not a curated record
AUGAGCACCUCACGCCCGAGGACGGGUGUCUCCACCCUGGGCGUGGAGAACCAGGAGAUUGUCUGCGCCCUGAGCGAAUCACGCGGCAUCUCUCCGACCGUGGGUCUGGCCUUCGUCAACCUUGACACCAGCGAGGCCGUCCUCAGCCAAAUCAACGACACACAGACAUACGUCAAGACGAUCCACAAGCUCUCAGUAUUCAAUCCAUCAAGCAUUCUCAUCGUGGCCAGUGCUGCCAAUCCGAAGUCGAAGCUGUUCGCCAUCAUUGAAGACAGUCUUGAGCAUCUCAACUGUAACAUAAUCCUCCUCGAUCGUCGCUACUGGGCAGAGACCACAGGCCUCGAAUACAUUGACUACCUCGCUUUUGCAGACGACUUGGAAUCCAUCAAAAUAUCCAUUCACGGCAAUUAUUACGCAGUAUGUUGUUGUGCAGCUGCACUCAAAUACGUCGAGCUUGGCCUGGGAAAACGGUUCCCUCAACGCUCACUACGCAUCAACUACGAGCCAUCAGAAGGUUCGAUGAUGAUUGACCUCUCCACCAUACAUGCUCUCGAACUCGUACAGAACCUACACAUCAGCAAGUCCAAAGACUGUCUUUUCGGACUGAUGAAUCACACCCAAACGCCGAUGGGCGCUCGACUUCUCAGAAGCAACAUCCUCCAACCACUUACAAAUGACGCCACGUUGGCUAAAAGAUAUGAAGCUCUUGAAGAGCUCAGCACAAAAGAAGACAUGUUCUUCGCCGUCCGUCAGGCAAUAAAAUCAUUCCUGGACGUGGACAAGAUCCUCACACAACUCAUCCUGAUUCCCGUACGGGUGAGAUUGAAAGACACCGAACAAGCUGUCAAUAACAUCAUCAUGCUCAAACACUUCAUCGCUCUCGUUCAGCCUAUAUUCGAAUCGCUUGCAGGAGCACGAAGCGAGAUGUUGAGGACAGUUGCAACGAUUUGCGCUCCUCACAACGUCGAACCAGUACAAAUCCUGAUCAAUGACGUGAUCAACGAAGAUACAACACAUGCAAAGCUUCCACUUGACCUACGCAACCAGCGAACAUACGCCGUCAGAUCAGGAGUGAACGGCCUACUAGACGUCGCCCGACAGACAUACAAAGAGUCAAUGUCAGAUGCCCUGGCCCACAUGGCAGAAGUCACAGAAGAGUACAAAUUGCCUCUGCAAACCAAAUUCGAUAGCGUCCGACAAUUCUACUUCCGCAUUGCAGUCGAAGAUCUCGACGACCGAGCACUGCCACCCAUCUUCAUCAAUGUUUACCGCCGCAAAAAUGUCAUCGAGUGUCAGACACUCGAUUUGGUCAAACGAAACCAAAAGACGGGGGACGCGCAUGUUGAAGUCUUGCUACUGAGCGAUCAAGCCGUACAAGAACUCAUCACGAAUUGCAGACAACAUAUGGAAAAGCUGUUCAAGAUUUGUGAAAGCAUCGCAUUACUUGACAUGCUCACAUCAUUCGCACAACUAACCACAAGCCAUGAUUAUGUCCGUCCACAACUUGGCGAAACACUAGCAAUCCAAAAAGGCAGACACCCGAUCCGAGAAGUGAUCCAUCGCACCAAGUUCAUCCCGAACGAUAUAUACGCUACUCAGCAGAACAGAUUUCAGAUCAUCACCGGCUGCAACAUGAGCGGCAAGAGCACAUACAUACGAUCCGUGGCAUUAAUAGCCAUCAUGGCGCAAAUUGGAAGUUUCGUACCAGCCGAGUACGCUUCAGUACCCAUCACGCACCAACUGUUCGCUCGCAUCUCGACAGACGACAACAUCGAAGCCAAUGUCUCCACCUUUGCAGCUGAGAUGCGUGAGGCAGCCUUCAUUCUCCGCAACGUCGACCACAGAAGCAUGGUCAUCAUUGACGAGCUCGGGCGCGGCACAAGCACACGCGACGGUUUGGCCAUUGCCCUCGCCAUCGCCGAAGCACUCGUCAGCAGUCGAGCACUUGUAUGGUUCGCAACACACUUCCGCGAGCUGGCCGAGAUUCUAUCCGAACGAAACGGCGUCAUCAACCUUCACCUCGCCGUCAACCUCCCACCUGACCAAGACCGGAUGGAAAUGCUCUACCGAGUCUCCGCCGGCAAAGUCCAAGAAGAGCACUACGGGCUCAAACUUGCCAAAGUCGUCACCCUGCCGCGCGAUGUCAUUGAACAAGCCGAGCAUAUUGCGGGAGUCCUUGAGGCGCAGACCAAUAAAACCAAGAAGUACACUCGGGCAUUGAUCCAGGCACGACGAAGAAAGCUCAUCUUGAAUCUCAAGGAGCAUCUGAUACAAGCCAAAGAAGGCAAAAUGAAUGAUCAGAAUUUGAAGGAGUGGUUGAGCGAGUUGCAGAAGGAGUUUGUUGUUCGCAUGUCUGCUCUUGAAGAGGAGGCACGAAAAGUUUGA